Messenger RNA from Penaeus vannamei (Pacific white shrimp), 1546 nucleotides. The record is from RefSeq and is a predicted model, not a curated record. NCBI's taxonomy places the organism in Eukaryota, Metazoa, Arthropoda, Malacostraca, Decapoda, Penaeidae.
AUAAAGAUAUGCAUACAUACAUCCCAUUCUCAAGGCCUCAAACACGUUGACAUCCAAAUAUGCAAAAUUGAACAUGUUGUUUUAUUCCUUGUUCCGUGUGCAUUUCAUCCCCUCAAUGUGGUUGCCGACUCGAGCGCAGUUCAGCCGAGAAACCAACCCAAGUGCUCCUUCCCUCCCAGGUUCCCUGCCUCUACACGUGGCUGCGGAGAAUGGCCUGAGGGAGGUGGUGGAGACCCUGCUCAGUGGGGGCGCUGACCCCAACGCCAGGAAUGAAAUCGACAAGACCGCCCUUCACUUCGCUGCCAGGAACGGACACCUUUCUGUCGUCCAAUUCCUGGCGGAGAACGGCGGCGACCUCAACGCCAGAGACCGCUUUGGGUCAACACCGAUGCAUUGGGCAGGUUGGAGUGGACAUUGGAGGACACUGGAAGCUCUCGCGGCGAGCGGGGCCGACGUGGACCCCGUCUGCAAUAAGGGCAACACGCCUCUCCACGACGCAGCUUCAAAUGGGAAGCUUCUGGCGGUGGGCGCCCUGAUUGGCCUCGGGGCGUCCACCAGCAAGAAGAAUAAGGGCGGCAAGACUCCACAGGACCUGUUGGGGACAACUUCCGCUGACAGAGUCUUCUCCAUGGCGAAGGAAAGUGCUGCGGCGGAGAAGGAGAGGAGGAAGAUGCAGGAGGAAGAGAUGCAGAAGAAGUACGACUUUCUGCAGAAGAAGUACGACUCGAAAGCGGCGGAGGCGGCCACCCUGCAGAAGAAAAGAAGUACGAAAGCGGCGGAGGCGGCCACCCUGCAGAAGAAGUACGACUCGAAAGCGGCGGAGGCCCUGCAGAAGAAGUACGACUCGAAAGCGGCGGAGGCAGACAACCUGCAGAGGAAGUACGACUCGAAAGCGGCGGAGGCGGCCAACCUGCAGAAGGAAAACGGAGACAUCAAAGAGAAACUGAAGGAAAAGGAAGCAGAAAUCAAACAAGUAGAGACCGAGUGCGAGGCCAAGAUGCGGGACACGAACACAGCCUACAACGCCAAGGAGGACGAGGCAUACGACCUGAAGAGGGAGAAGGGAGACCUGAUGCUAGAGAUAGGGAGAAAGGAAGAGGAGAUAAAAAAGCUAGAGGGCCAGGUGAAGAAGGCGCGAAGGGACCGGCAAAGGGGCGAGAGAGAGGCCGGGGCCGAGAGGGAAGGCUUCAAUGCGCAAAUCGCAGGCCUUGAGGAACGCAUUGCAACUCUCCAGUCUCAUCUGGAAGAAGAAUCGCGCAAGAAUCUAGCGCUGACGACGCAGAUCGCAGAGAAGGAGAGCGAGCUCACGCAAGCCGAGGCAGAUCACGAGAAAAGGGUGAAGAACCUCAAAAAAAGGGAGAAGAGGAAAGAGAAAGAGGCAGCCGAGGACAGAGGCGAGCUUGAGAGCGAACUCAAGAGACGAGACAAGAAGAUCGAGGACCUCAAGGUAGGGGCGAGUUUAUUAUAUAUAUGUAUAUAUAUACACAAAAAUAACAAUGAUAAUAAUGAUGAAAAAUAAUAAUGAUGAUAAAAAUAAUAAUAAUGA